This is a messenger RNA of Microthlaspi erraticum, 351 nucleotides long. Lineage: Eukaryota; Viridiplantae; Streptophyta; Magnoliopsida; Brassicales; Brassicaceae. The record is from the annotation of a GenBank genome assembly.
AUGCAAAAUCCGAAGAUUCCACCGUUUUCCGAACCAAAGAGAAAGAAGAAUCCUACUCCGAAACAAUCACUGACCCAAUUGCCACCGCGAAUCGGGAAAAAGUCUUCAACGAAGACCAAAUCGGAGCAGGUUUACGCGAUCUCCCAUCAUCAACCAGAGAUGUGUAAUUCAGAUUCAUCUUCGGGAAACGAGUACAGAGUACUGAGGCGCGAGUAUUUGCUGCUGGAGGAAGACAGCUUCGCAUUGGAGAAAGAAUUGAAAGAAGUGGAAGACGAUGUCAAAGCACUUGAAAAUGAGAAAGUUGAGCUCUUGGACAAACUCGUUGUAAUGGAAGGUUUAGUUGAUCCUUGA